Cryptotermes secundus is the source of this 2783-nucleotide messenger RNA. Its product is annotated as zinc finger protein 501. Gene Ontology annotation, molecular function: DNA-binding transcription factor activity, RNA polymerase II-specific; RNA polymerase II cis-regulatory region sequence-specific DNA binding; zinc ion binding. Gene Ontology annotation, cellular component: nucleus. Gene Ontology annotation, biological process: regulation of transcription by RNA polymerase II. Bases 587 to 1555 code for a protein of 322 amino acids. The transcript is spliced from 3 exons. Lineage: Eukaryota; Metazoa; Arthropoda; Insecta; Blattodea; Kalotermitidae. The record is from RefSeq and is a predicted model, not a curated record.
AUUAUCUUACGUACAGCAACGCAGGACUGCGCAGGACCAUCAAGUCAAUCAAGUCGAUCAAGUCUGCAGUGACAGAAGUAAAAGGAAGUAGGCGUCACGUAUUUCUGUUAUUUUUCUUUUGUUCCGUUCGUAAGUAAGUUAAUUUUGUAUGUAGAAACCAUAUCGGUGAGCAUUUUUUACUUUUGACAAAUGUAAAGUUCUAUAUGGAUGCAACGAUUAUAAGGAUAUUAUUUUGAAAUUUGUACUGUUUUGUACAGUUGUCGCGUAAAACAAAAUUUGGACGCGAAUGUUUGAUUUCGGAGCAGAUCAGUCCAGUUCUUAAUCCUAUAAUGUCUGCAGAAAUAAAUAUUGAUAAAGUCUGUCGACUUUGUAUGGAAGAAACUUCAAUGCUCUUACCAAUUUUCAAUGCAGAUUUAGAUCGUGAAGGUGCUUUGUUACCUCAGAUGAUCAUGGCUCUUGCAGAAAUCCAGAUGAUGGCUUGCCAAGCAAUGUCUGCCCAAAAUGUAUACAUCAGGCCAACAAAGCUUAUGAAUUCAAAAAGAAAUGUGAAGCAUCAGAUUCCAAGUUGAGAGUACACCUAUGCAAAAUGCAAGAUUUUAAGGAUGUCACUGUGAAGUCUGAGCCUAAGUGGGAUUGCUAUGAUGGUUGUGACACCUCUAGUAACCCAGCCUCCAAUGCAGAGCAAUAUGUUGAGGAAGGAAAUAGUCAUGACAUGUGGGACCAGAAUUCGGGAUACUUGGAACCAGUAGUACAGUGCACAGUCAAGGAGGAACUAGUGGAUACUGGUGAUGUUGAAAUUAUAAGUGGCACUGAUCCUGCACUCCAGUUAAAGAUAGAGUCUGCAGACAUGAAAAUAGAAGACAGUUUUAUUUCACACUCCAGUUGUGAGAUAAUGGGAAGUACAUCUGACAGACAGAUUGACAUUGUUAGAGAUGGAAACAGUGACACAUUGGAAGAAAAUAAGUUUCAUCAUAAGUGUCACAUUUGCCCAAAGGCUUUCAAGAAGAAAUUUCAACUGACAGAGCACAUGCGUACACACACAGGUAACUUGCCAUAUCAGUGCACACACUGUUUGAAGUCAUUUGCUCGUAAAUUCUCACUUAAAGACCAUUUGAACUUACAUACUGGUGUCAAACCCUAUUCUUGUACUCUGUGUCAGAAAGCAUUUGCCAGAAGGGUUACUUUAAAUGUGCAUAUUAAAGCUCAUACAGCCUCCAAAGUUUUCAAAUGUGAAAUAUGCCAGAAAUCGUUUACUAAAAAGGUGCAUUUAGCUGAUCACUUGCGACUUCAUUCUGGUGACCAACCAUUCAUAUGCAAUAUAUGUGGUAAAGCUUUCACCCAUAAAUAUUCUUUGACUGUACACUUGAGGCACCACCGUGGUGAAAAGCCAUAUGUAUGUUACUGUGGCAAAUCAUUUUCACAGCAGAGUCAUCUUACUGUACAUCAGCGGACACACACUGGUGAAAGACCUUACCAGUGCGUAAUUUGUAACAAGGCAUUCAACCACAAUGGUCACCUAAAGGAGCAUCUCAAAGUGCACAAAGUAUUAUGCUAGUUCACUUAUAUUGACUGUAGAAUGGAAUGAGGAAUGAAGGAUACAUAAUUGAUAAUACACAAAAAAAAGUGCAUAGAAGAAAUUUAAGGAUUUUAACUUGCAAAUGAGGGCAAUACUUCAGCUAUCAAUUUUUAUCAAAUGGCAAUAUGUUCCUUUAUUUUUGAAGCUGAAUUCUUAGGGUCAGGGCACAACAAAGAAACUGGCAACCGCAGCUUCCAAGAAAUUUUGAGAGACUGAAUUGAGCAGUACAAACUGGGGAAACAGCAACACAUCUCAUGAAAGACUAAGAAAAUCGACUCCUUGGCAACUGAGCCAGCCAGUCUUCUCACAGUUGUGUUGCGUCAUAGUUUUCUAGAUCCAGCUGUGCCAUUAUGCUUCUCUGAUUCAUUUGCUUCUUUAGAUGGCACAAAAGGUUAAUUUGUGCAAUUAAUUGAACAGUAGCCUGGUAUGUAUGACUGUGCUAGGCAGAGCAAAAGAGAUUUGGCUUAGGAAAGAAUUUCUCAUAAGAUGAAGGAGUCUGACAUAUAUAUAUACAGGGUGUUCCUAAAAGAAUUGUGGGGUUUUAGAUACGUAUAUAUUUCGUAUUUCUUACCAUGUACAAUCAUAACAUGUGUCAAUCGGAAGCUUAAAUGUCCAAAUUUUAUGUACAUCCAUCAAAAUGCCUCUAUGUGCGCACCUUUCGUUACGCCACACCCGCUGCAGGAUUUCAGGUGUGAUGGUCUCCACAGCACGAUUGGUUCUGUUUCGGAGAUCCUGGAGGGAUUGGAGCAGUGGGGUUACAUAAACCACGUUCUUCACGUACCCCCACAAGAAGAAAUCACAUGGAGUUAUGUCCAGGGAUCGGGGUGGCCACCGGAGAAGGGGGGCAUCUUCACCUGCAGCAUGUCCAGUCCAUCAUUGCGGAAGGACCAGAUUAAGCAAACCUCUCACAAUGCUAUGGAAAUGUAGGGGAGCACCGUCCUGUUGGAAAAUGUAGUCAUUGGAAUCAUUGACCAGUUGUGGAAACAACCAAUUUUCCAGCAUGUCUUGAUAGGUGUUACCAGUCGCCAUCUUCCAUUUCAUGCCUCCUAACUGUUGGAAAUGGAAAUAGGAAAGAGCGUGAUAUACAAAAUGAAAAUUUGAGAGCCGCGUUAUGAGUCCAUAUAUGUUUUGCUUUUCAUCACCAAAAACUGACGGAGAUAUACGGCAAUGAAACCCCACCAUUCUUUUAGGAACACCGGUAUAUAUA